AUGACACUCAAAGGGGAACACGUCGACAAUGUUUUCCUACAAAAGCUUGCGAAAAUCUCUGCCACAAUUGUGGAGGAAAGGAUCACUGGGCUACGAAAUGCCCCAAAGGAACUUGCAGAAUCUGCAGACAAGCCGGAUACCACACGUCCAUUUGCAAAGAACUCUUCAGCUUUCAGGAAGCCCGUCAAAAGCAUCCACUCCGAGAAGUACCACAGAAGCAGGGAACGAAGCCUCAACUACCCAAGGAAAGCUUCAGACGCAGUUUUUCACGUCAGCAACACAACGAACGUUCUCAUUCUGGCGGGACAAGCCAGAGUACUUAAUCCGACAACAAAAGCGUUAGAACCUGUCUACGUGAUUCUCGAUACAGGAACCGGCCGAUCGUUCAUCAGUAGCAGUUUGGCUGAGCGCCCCCAGCUGAAAGACGUAGAUUCCAGUCGUCUAAGCAUCGGCACCUUCGGCGCUCACAAGCCUUUCGAAAGGACUUGCGGCAUCACGGUUCUCCGCAUGUGGGAUGCUGAGGGAGUUCCACAUACGUCCACAGUUACGAAAAUCGAUACCGUUACAAAACCAUUAACAAGAAGCAGACUGAGUCAAGAGGACAAGCAGUUCCUGUUCGAAAAUGAUAUUCAUCUCUCCAUCAACCAUACUGUCGAGAAGAUCCUUCUUGGUUGCGCCGAUUUUUUCUCAUUCCUCAAGCAUGGACCAGGAGCUCAAGCAACACUCCCAUCCGGAUUGAAAGCAAUCCCCUCGAGACUGGGAUAUCUCAUAUCUGGACGAAGUGGCGAAGAGUUAGUCAACUCGGAAAGUUCGGUAGGAGUGGCCCAAACAAUAGCCUUAGAGGACAAAAAUAAUGAUUUUGCGCAGACUUGGGAACAGUUCUGUGAAUUCGAGAAGUCCGGAGUUAAGGAAUUUUUGGGUCCAAUAACGGAGAAACUGAAGCAGACAAAUGCAGAAAAGGAAGCAAGCGGACUUCCGGACAAUAAAUCUAUUGCAUACCGUCGUCAGCAAGCAAAUCUUUCUAGGCUUUGGAAGGAUCCCAAUCUACUGCAGCAGUACGACGACACGAUCAAGAGUCAACUCGAGCUGGGAAUCAUCGAAGAAGUUGCUGAGGAUUUAAUAGUCGAAGAAGGAGAAGUUGUGCGCUACUUAGCACAUCAAGCCGUUGUCACGCCGCACAAAGAAACUACCAGCGUUGUGUUCGACACUUCAGCACAUCUAAGCAAUUUCUCGUCGCUGAACGACGUUCUCUAUCAAGGACCAGUCAUUCUUCAAAAGAUGUGGGACAUCUUGCUCCGGUUUAGAUUUGGAGAUGUUGCCAUCAUCAGCAACGUCGAAAAAGCCUUUCUGCAAGUACGGCUGCAUCCCAAAGACAGAAAUGCAACAAGGUUCAUGUGGGUACGAGGCAUCCACCAACCACUCACUCGGGAGAAUCUAGUGUUUUUUUGGCUUCCAAGAGUGCCCUUUGGAUUGAACUGCUCUCCCUUUCUGCUUGCCGGAACCAUAGUGCAUCACCUAAGAACGCAUGUCGAAGACCAGCUUGCCAUGGAAAUCGAAGACAACACAUGUGUGGACAAUCUCGUCGUAACCAAAAGAUCAUCAGACGAAGGGUUGCGGUUUUACAACGACUCGAAAGUCGUUUUCAAGGAGCUCAAUAUGAACCUUCGCGAAUUUCAAUCCAACGAUAAGCAGUUGAAGAGACGAAUCACGUCCGCCGACCUAGCUGGGAAUGAUAAUCCGAGUCCUUGGAAUACUAUGGAACUUCGAGAAAGCUGA
Molecule: messenger RNA, 1776 nt
Organism: Necator americanus (New World hookworm)
Lineage: Eukaryota; Metazoa; Nematoda; Chromadorea; Rhabditida; Ancylostomatidae
Exons: 3
Coding region: 1-1776 (591 amino acids)
Source: RefSeq, a predicted model, not a curated record